UACUUCUAUGUGUAUUUUAAAAUACCUUUCUAAAAAUGAUUUUUUAAGAAAAAUAUUUUCUUUUUGCUUUGUGUUUCGUGAAUUUUUUAAUUUUUGAUUAUUAAAAUUUUCUGAAUAUAUAUUUAAAUUUUCGUUACAGUGAAAUAAAUUUGCAAAUUAUUCUGAUAAAAUAUUAGCGAUAAAUGUUGUUGUGUUCUUGUUUUUGAAGCGAGAGGGCAGAAGACGACAAAAAUUUAAACAAAUAUUUGGCUUUCUGUGCGUAGUACUUCUACGAUAUAUGUAUAUUUUCGACGUUAUUUUGUAUAUUUUUAGAACUAGGUUCUUACAAAGUGACACAAACAGUGUAAAGUGUAUAUUGACGGUUUUAUUUAGUGUUAUUGCACUUUUAAAUUUAUUUACAAUUAGUUUAUUGUUUCAGACACAUGGGUUCAUUCACUUGAGUCUACACGAAUUUAAGAUCUUCUAUAAGUAAAUUUCCGCAAUCCUUCUAUCUUUCUAAUUUUGUUUAUUUGUUGUUUGCAUCUUCUUGAUUUAUUCACACCAUUAGUUUGGGUUUGAGUAUAAAGUACAUAAUAUAGUAUAAAUUUAUAUUGACUCAACCUAACAAUUUUAGUGCAAAAUAAAAUCAAUUUGUUUAUUUCAAUUUCGGACAUUUAUUGCUUUUUUCUGCCAAUUGAUUAUUGAUUAUAUGAAGUCUUUUUUUGUUGUUUAAAGCUUGUGGAGAGUAAAUAAAAAUGGUUUAUAACAAACAAAUAGAACUUAAAUAUUUUAAAAAAUAAGAUCCAAUAAACCAAGUUAAGAUUCUACGAAAAAACAGGAAACAAUUAAUCUCUGCCUCAUUGUUAAAAAAAAUAGUGAUUACUUUAAUUUUCAAUAAAAUUAUAAAACGUUUAUGAAAGUGUUAAUUGUUAAUAUAAAAACGUAACAAAAUGGCGUGUUGUGGACAAGUUACUGUUAUCCGGCCUCCUAUCGAAAUGAUCAGUCAAAGUGAUGUCCUUAAGCUCCGAUAUGACUACUUAAGUGUAGACGAUAAUUCCAGGGGUCCUGAUCAAAUUCACGUUUCAAAAUUCUAUAAGGAAUCCAAGAACGGCAAAUUCGUAAGUUAUAUUACGGAGAAUGUUCGAACCCUUUAUCAGACUUUCCGAGAGGGAGCGUACGCAUCAAACAAUGGGCCAUGUCUUGGAUGGCGAGAGACAUUAUCAUCAAACUACCAGUGGAUGAAUUAUGAUGAAGCUCUAUUACGGGCCAAAAAUUUUGGAUCCGGAAUGAUCUCAUUAGGCAUUAAACCAAAACAACUAAUUGGUAUUUACUCAUUAAAUCGUCCCGAAUGGAUACUUUUCGAGCAGGGAUGUUAUUCGUACUCGCUGGUGGUAGUUCCUUUAUAUGAUACCCUUGGACCAGAUGCAUGUGCUUUUAUUAUCCGUCAAACAGAAAUGCAAAUUAUAGUUGUAGAAGACGAUGGCAAGGCAAAUAUGCUAUUAGAAAAGGCUCCACGUACCAUGAAGAUAUUGGUUACAAUUAAAGGAGUUAAACAAAAGACUAUGGAAAGAGCUAGAAGUCGUGGUGUUCAGAUAUUUACAUUCGAUGAAGUUGAGAAACUAGGAGCAAAAGGUGCUCAUUUAGAAGUACCACCAACCCCAGAGGAUCUAUGCACAAUUUGUUAUACUUCUGGAACAACAGGCAAUCCAAAGGGUGUUAUGUUGACACAUGGAAAUGUUGUGGCUGGAGUGUGUUCAGUUAUUUUACAACUUGGUGAUCACAAAAUACGUGCUGGAGAUAUUAUGAUUUCAUUCUUACCACUUGCUCAUAUGUUCGAAAGAUGCUGUGAAAAUGGAAUUUACUAUGUUGGUGGGGCUGUAGGAUUCUAUUCGGGCGAUAUCAAAGAGUUAACCAAUGACCUGAAGGCUUUGAAGCCAACAGUAAUGCCUGCUGUUCCAAGACUCUUGAAUAGGGUUUAUGAUAAAAUUCAAGUGGACAUAACAAACUCGUCAAUUAAACGAAUGCUUUUCCGAAUGGCUUUGAAUUCCAAAGAGGCCGAAAUUCGCAGAGGUAUCAUGAGGAGAAAUGGAUUUUGGGAUAAGUUAGUUUUUAAAAAAGUUCACCAAGCUUUCGGAGGAAAUCUUCGAUUGAUGGUUGUCGGAUCAGCACCUCUUGCUGGAAAUGUACUGACGUUCAUACGUUGUGCCUUAGGAUGCCUCGUUGUAGAAGGCUAUGGCCAAACUGAAUGUACUGGAGCAAUAACCCUUACUGUUCAAGGAGACUUUGUCCCAGAACAUGUUGGCCCACCAGUUUCCUGUAAUGCUGUUAAACUUGUAGACGUUCCAGAAAUGGAGUAUUUCGCUUCCCAAAACACAGGCGAAGUAUGUGUUCGAGGUUCAAAUGUAUUCCACGGAUACUUUAAAGAUCCUCAAAAAACAAGUGAAGCAAUUGAUUCUGAAGGAUGGCAUCAUACUGGUGAUGUUGGUAAAUGGUUACCAAAUGGAACACUGAAGAUUAUUGACAGAAGAAAACAUAUAUUCAAAUUAAGUCAGGGUGAAUAUAUUGUGCCGGAGAAAAUUGAAAAUAUUUACACAACAAGUCAAUACGUUAAUCAAGUAUUUGUGUAUGGUGAAAGUUUAAAGAGCUGUAUAGUUGCUGUAGUGGUUCCUGACGUAGACGUUCUUAAAACAUGGGCUCAAGAAAACGCAGUUAAAGGCACACUGUCAGUUUUAUGCAAUAAUCCAGAUGUGAAGAACCUUAUCAUGAACGAUAUGAUUGCAUGGGGAAAACAAGGAGGACUUAAAUCAUUUGAACAGGUGAAAGACAUCUACCUGCAUCCGGAUCCAUUUUCUGUUCAAAACGGAUUACUUACACCAACCUACAAAACAAAAAGGCCGCAACUUAAAAGUUACUUCAAACCCCAAUUGGAAGAUAUGUACAAGCAUUUGGACUAAAUUUUUCCUUAAAUUAAAAUUUCAUAAAUUAAAAAUUAAAUUUUCCUUUAUCUAGUAUUUCUUUAUUGUUUUUGAUAAAUAAAUAAAUCAAUCAAUUAAAAUGGUUGUAAAUACUACAUAAAUUUAAUUAUAGUAAAAACAAAAUCAAACAACAAAUAAAAACAAAAACAAAAAGUCCAAGCUAUAGUAGAGAUUGAUAUACAUACAUACAUUAAUUACGAGUACAUAAAUAAACUUAUGAAUUAUGUAGAUAAAUUUGUUAAAUGAGGUCCAUUAUGGGUAAAACUAUAAUAAACAUAUAUAACUACUUAAAGUGAUAUAUAUCUACUUACAAAGUUAUUAAAUAAAAAAAUUACUAAACAAAUUAAAAAAAAGAAAAAAACAAAUUUAAAUCAAAUUUUUAAAAUUUAUUUUUAUUUAAGCAAAAAUAAGUAACCUUGAAAAAAUUAUUAUUGUUUUGGUUAUAUAGUGCAAUUUAUUUAAUUCUUAAAUUCUGAUCACAAUGUAGAUUUUAGUGAAUAAAAUAAAUAAAUUUAAUUCCAAUUA
Messenger RNA from Eupeodes corollae, 3479 nucleotides. RefSeq names its product long-chain-fatty-acid--CoA ligase 1. The transcript has 10 exons. The coding region runs from base 930 to 2933 and encodes 667 amino acids. Gene Ontology annotation, cellular component: endoplasmic reticulum; membrane. Gene Ontology annotation, molecular function: long-chain fatty acid-CoA ligase activity. The record is from RefSeq and is a predicted model, not a curated record. Gene Ontology annotation, biological process: long-chain fatty acid metabolic process. Lineage: Eukaryota; Metazoa; Arthropoda; Insecta; Diptera; Syrphidae.